Messenger RNA from Cinara cedri, 707 nucleotides. The record is from the annotation of a GenBank genome assembly. Lineage: Eukaryota; Metazoa; Arthropoda; Insecta; Hemiptera; Aphididae.
AUGUCUCUGUUACCAUUUUUAUUGGAGGAUCUUUCACGCCCAACCGUUUACGAUCAGCACUUUGGUCUGGGAUUGUUAGAUGACGUGUUGGUACCAGCAGAAUAUAAUCCGCAUUUCGGAAGAGAUCCUUUUGGAAUUAGAGGUUAUCAAAGACCUAUGCGUCUUGUGGCAGCGCCUAAAAGUGGUCUGUCUCGUAUUCGCAAUGACAAGGAUGGUUUCAAAGUGAACUUAGACGUUCAACAGUUCAAACCAGAUGAGGUCACUGUAAAGGUGGUCGAUGACUAUGUCGUAGUGGAUGGAAAACAUGAAGAACGUAGUGAUGAACACGGUUUCAUUUCUCGUCAGUUUACUCGCCGUUACAAAAUCCCAGACACUGUCGACCCAAAAUUGAUUACAUCAUCUUUGUCAUCGGACGGUGUGCUCAGCGUUGGUGCUCCCAAGAAGGUAUAGUUUAAAAUAAUAUUUAUUGUUAAAAUAUAACCAUAGGUAAAUAGACAUAAAAUAAUAAUUAUUAUUAUGUCUAUGCAUAAUAUGUAAUAGUAUUUAUCAACGGGUAAUAACAUAUUAAUGAUGUCUGUUGAAUUAUUUAGGUUAUCAAUGAAAAGAAGGAGGAGAUAUCCAUUCCCAUUGUUCAAACCAAUGAGCCUAGUAUUAAAGUAUCUGCUAACAAAGAAAAAAAGGAAGAAGAAAAAAUGGAUACUAAAUAA